Diatraea saccharalis (sugarcane borer) is the source of this 762-nucleotide messenger RNA. Lineage: Eukaryota; Metazoa; Arthropoda; Insecta; Lepidoptera; Crambidae. The record is from the annotation of a GenBank genome assembly.
AUGCCUACGAAAAAUUGUGCUGGCUGUCUGCAAGCAAUCAAAAGUAGGCAAUUUUUAUGUUGCUGCAGUUGUGGAGAAAGUUAUGAUUUGCUCUGUGCUAAUGUGUCAGAGCAGCGGUUUCGCAAUACUCUCACAGGAGAGCAUCGACAGAAAUGGAAAUGUGACGAGUGCAGGAGCCGCGAACCUAAAAGUAAUAACAGCGACACACCAGCACGUGCACAUGAUGAUGAUAAAGUUACACGUCGUCGAGGAGCAUCAGCUGUAAGUCCUGUGGAGGGUAGCAGCCCCGUAGAAGCGCCUGAAUCAUCUUCACAUAAAACUCUUGAGGUACUUUCCGGGAAGUUGGAAAUGCUGGUGGAGGAAAUAAGAACGUUUCGUAAUGAAAUGUCAGAAACGCGACAGCGGGUUCUCACGUUCGACGAAAAACUAUUUGGAUUGGUGACGCAGGUGGAAACAUGCGUGAGUGAGGUAAAGGAGCUGCGUACUCGCGUUGAGCAGCUGGAAAAUCGCAGUGGGUGUGAUGCCAUUUCAGACUACGCGCAUAGCUCCCCCCUAGUCAACACGAUAGAGUCACUGAAGGCCGAACUAAAUGAGCGUGACCAGGAACUUCUUUUGAAUGAUAUCGAGGUCACUUGCGUGCCGGAACAGCGGGUGGAGAGUCUUCAACACAUCGUCAUGACCCUAGCUUCUAAAGUUGGUGUUCAAUUGGGUCAACAGGACUGUGCUGAAGCACAAACUUUUUGAUAUUAUUUAUGUUUUUAU